Messenger RNA from Diorhabda carinulata, 2058 nucleotides. RefSeq names its product bifunctional 3'-phosphoadenosine 5'-phosphosulfate synthase-like. Gene Ontology annotation, biological process: 3'-phosphoadenosine 5'-phosphosulfate biosynthetic process; sulfate assimilation. Lineage: Eukaryota; Metazoa; Arthropoda; Insecta; Coleoptera; Chrysomelidae. The record is from RefSeq and is a predicted model, not a curated record. Bases 15 to 1904 code for a protein of 629 amino acids. The transcript is spliced from 8 exons. Gene Ontology annotation, molecular function: sulfate adenylyltransferase (ATP) activity; ATP binding; adenylylsulfate kinase activity.
CAAAGUAUUAAACUAUGAAUGUACAGAAGGCUACAAACGUUACACCCGAACAGCAUCACGUUACAAGAGAAAAACGGAGUCAAAUCUUGGGAAAAACCGGGGAAAGAAAAUUUCGAGGCUGCACGAUUUGGUUCACUGGACUUUCCGGGGCGGGGAAAACCAGCAUCUCUUUUUCUUUGGAAGAACGACUGGUGACGAAUGGUGUACCGUCUUAUAGUUUAGACGGAGAUAACAUAAGAUACGGACUUAAUAAAAAUUUGGGAUUCUCGGAGGAGGAUAGGAAAGAAAACAUAAGAAGAGUAGCAGAGGUAGCGAAACUAUUCGCCGAUGCUGGUCACAUCUGCCUUUGUAGCUUUAUUUCUCCACAAAGCGCCGACAGAAAUAUUGCGAGGUCGAUCCACGAAUCAAGCGGAUUACCAUUUUUUGAAGUAUUCGUCGAUACGCCAUUGGAAAUAUGCGAAGAACGAGACGUCAAGGGGCUCUACAAAAAAGCGAGACAAGGACAAAUUAAAGGAUUCACCGGAAUAGAUCAAGCUUACGAAAAACCCGAACAUCCGGAGCUAGUAUUGAAAACGACAAAUUCCACUAUCGAAGGGUCGGUUGAUAUGGUGUGGGAGUUGUUACAAGAACAUGGAAUUUUACCGAAAUUAUUGAUAUCAUCUCAACCCAACGGUUUAUCAAAUGGAAACUACCGAAGUCGAGAUACCACAGUUCCAGAACUAUUUGUACCCGAACAUAAAUAUGACGAAAUUUUAAAGGAAGCUAUGAAUUUACCAAGGCUUGAUAUAGGAUUGGUGGAUUUGCAAUGGUUGCAAGUACUCAGCGAAGGCUGGGCGUAUCCAUUGAAGGGAUUUAUGAGAGAGGAUGAAUUUCUGCAAGCAUUACAUUUCAAUACGAUUGAGAAAAACGGCGAGAAAAUUAGUCAGAGCAUCCCUAUAGUAUUGGCCAUAACGACAACCGACAAAGAAAAUUUUGGAAAAUGUAAGGGAAUCGCACUUUUCUACAAUAAUGACAUAUAUGCAAUUUUGAGAAAUCCUGAAAUCUACUAUCACAGAAAAGAAGAAAGAAUAGCACGACAAUUUGGAACUGUUGAAAAAGGCCAUCCCUAUAUAAAGAUGAUAUACGAUUCCGGUGACUGGCUAGUUGGUGGAGAUUUGGAAGUGUUGCGUCCUGUCAAAUGGAACGAUGGUUUGGACAAGUACCGUUUAACGCCCAAUCAACUUCGAAGAAAGUUCAAGCAAAUGGAAGCCGAUACGGUGUUCGCAUUCCAACUUCGCAAUCCGGUUCAUAAUGGACAUGCUUUAUUGAUGACGGAUACUCAUCGACAAUUGCGAGAAAGAGGUUACAAGAAACCCGUUUUGCUAUUGAAUCCUUUGGGAGGAUGGACUAAAGACGACGAUGUACCUUUAGAUAUUCGAAUGCAGCAACAUCAGGCCGUUUUAGAACAGAAUAUAUUAAAUAAAGAUUCGACGGUUUUGGCGAUUUUUCCGAGUCCCAUGAUGUAUGCAGGACCUACCGAGGUUCAAUGGCACGCAAAAGCGCGAAUGAUAGCAGGUGCUAACCACUACAUAGUCGGUCGUGAUCCAGCAGGAGUACCGCAUCCGCGUGGAAAAGAAGCGUAUCCGGAUGGAAAUUUGUACGAUGCUACGCAUGGGGCUAGAGUCUUGAAAAAAGCUCCAGGACUAUCGAAUCUUGAAAUUAUACCAUUCAGAGUGGCGGCAUAUGAUAUGACUAAAAGAAAAAUGGAUUUCUUUCAGCCGGAAAGGAAAGAAGAAUUCGAUUUUAUUUCGGGAACUAAGAUGAGAAAAUUUGCUCGUACAGGAGAAAAUCCACCAGAAGGAUUCAUGGCACCAAAAGCUUGGGAAGUGAUAGCCAAUUACUACCAAUCAUUAGAAAUUAAAUAAAUAAAUAAGUAGAUAUUUAAAGAAAUUGUUUUAAUUAUGUUGUAAUUUGUAUAAAUAUGCACAGUAUGUACUAGAAAAUCUGAUAUCUCGAUUGUAUAUAAUCAUUUCUUAUGAGAAAAAAAAUGCUUAAUAAAAAUGGUGAAAACUAAUAAAA